GUGGGACAUGGGUGAAUGGUGAUGAUAUCAUUUUAAUGCCCUGUUCGGCCUUUACUUCCUGGUUGUUUUUAUCAAAUGAUAUUAGCAGAGUAUAUAGUCCGGCUGCUCUGGCAGGUAGACCUGAAUGUACGCCACCCUGUCAAGUCAACAUUGGUUUAUAAAUGUAUUUCAUUAUGUGGUUCUUUGCAUUCUUUCUCUAGAUCUCCCAUCAGACCUUAAAAAGAAGAUAAAUAUGAAGAGGGUCAUCAUGAUGCUGAGCCUACUUGUGCUAGGGUUACAUCUGUCUUUUGUCCGUGCACAUCCCCAGUGCCUUGAUUUCUACCCACCAUUUGAGCUUCCAUCAGACAGUCAGCCAUUUUGUGAUGGUUACAAGGACUUUGGUUGUUGUACAUUGACUCAGAAUGAAGCCAUCCGAGAAAGAUACCAGACGCUGAAGAGAAACCUGCCAGAAAGUGCCGCACAUGAAUGCAGAAACUUCCUGAAGGAUAUCUUGUGCCAGGAAUGUUCACCCUACGCAGCUCAUUUAUUUGAUGCAGAGACUACACAUCGUAAGACCUCUCUGCCAGGUCUGUGUGGAGGAUAUUGCUCUUCUCUCUACAACACAUGUCCAGGACUUAUUCCCUUAGUGACGGAUGAUGCAGCAAUUAUUGAUGCACACAAUGCAAGUGAGAGCGCAUUCUGUGCUGCAGUGGAGAUAGGUGAUAUGGACUACUGCUACCCAAACAUCCUUCAGGAUACCUUCCUUGAUGACUUGGCUUGGGAAGCACGAACUGGUGGAGGGGAUGGCUGCCUGUGCUUCGAGGAAUUUGCCAAUGACUUACGUAACCCUAUUCUUGCUGUCAAUGCCAACGACAGCACCCACCGUCUCUUCAUAGCAGAACAAGUAGGAAUUGUCCAUGUGUAUCUCAGGAAUGGGACACGACUCAACGAUCCCUUCCUUGACAUCCAGGACACCGUCCGGACAUCAAGUCGAAGGGGAGAUGAAAGGGGCUUCCUUGGACUGGCCUUCCAUCCGAACUUUACCAGCAACAGCAGAUUGUUUGUGUAUUACAGCACUUUAUCUUCCUCAGGGUCAGAAAUAAUCAGGAUUAGUGAAUUUCAAACCAUGUCCAAUGACUCCAACCGGGUGAACAUGACAACAGAGAGCGUUAUCCUUGAUGUUGAACAACCUGCUGGUAAUCAUAAUGGUGGUCAGAUGCUGUUUGAUGAUCAGGGUUACCUCUAUGCUAUCCUUGGUGAUGGUGGACGAGGUGGAGAUCCCUUUGGGCAAUAUGGAAAUGCCCAAAAUUUGGCUGAGCUGCUAGGAUCUGUAAUCAGAAUUGAUGUAGAUCAGCAACAAGAAGGUCUUGCCUAUGCCAUACCACCCGACAACCCAUAUGUCUCGUACAGCAACAGUGAGAGACGUCACGAGAUCUAUGCCUAUGGCACCCGGAACAUGUGGCGUUGCUCUAUCGACCAGGGCGAUAGACAGACAGGGGAGGGAAGAGGGCGUAUUUUCUGUGGGGAUGUUGGCCAGAGUAGCUAUGAAGAGAUUGAUAUCAUCGAGAAGGGAGGCAACUAUGGAUGGCGGGGGAAAGAAGGGUUUUCCUGCUAUGAUAAUACAAUUUGUAAUUUUCUUGAGAAUGAAGUACUGCCCAUCCAUGUAUACCCUCAUACCGUUGGCAAAUCUGUGAUUGGCGGAUAUGUGUACAGAGGGUGUCAGUACCCAAACCUUAAUGGAAAAUACAUCUUUGGAGAUUAUGUAUCAGGACGAUUGUUUCAAUUGAAUGAGAACACAACUACCCAAGAAUGGAAUAGCAGAGAGUUCUGUCUUGGGGACAACACUGUUUGCACUGGGUCUAUGCUGGGAUCCUUCCCUAAGAAUAUCCUUUCAUUUGGAGAGGAUGAAGCAGGUGAGAUGUAUCUUCUCUCAACUAGUGAGGCGAAGACCACUGUUCCUCAAGGGAAAGUAUUCAAAAUCGUUGAUCCUCGAAAGAGAGGAAAUCCUGAGGAGUGUCUCAAGGAUAUCAGAGACGUUGAUGUCCAUGGUCCUACCACACCCUUUGAUGUUCAUGGUUCUACCACACCCUUUGAUGUUCAUGGUUCUACCACACCCUUUGAUGUCCAUGGUCCUACCACACCCUUUGAUGUUCAUGUUUCUACCACACCCUUUGAUGUUCAUGGUCCUACCACACCCUUUGAUGUUCAUGGUCCUACCACACCCUUUGAUGUUCAUGGUCCUACCACACCCUUUGAUGUCCAUGGUCCUACCUCACCCUUUGAACCAUCACCCUCAGUGAUAACAGGUACAGUCCGAAAGGCGCAGCGCUUUAACAAUGAACUGUGCCUCACUGUCUAUGUUGAUGAACUCCACAAGAAGGCAUACGACCUCCCUGCCAUACAUGCAGGACGAAGGAUCUCCAUCUCGCAGUACUCUCGAUCUGGUAGCUGCCGAUGUCCAAACCUGGAGGUGGGACAGACCUACUUCAUCCUUGGCGACUUCAAGUCGUCUUGGCAGAAGCUCCCGGGACUCUACCCCCUGGACCCCACCGAGGGCCCUAAGACGGUCCCUAAAUGCUCAUCAGUCUGA
This is a messenger RNA of Strongylocentrotus purpuratus (purple sea urchin), 2569 nucleotides long. RefSeq names its product HHIP-like protein 2. NCBI's taxonomy places the organism in Eukaryota, Metazoa, Echinodermata, Echinoidea, Camarodonta, Strongylocentrotidae. The transcript is spliced from 8 exons. The record is from RefSeq and is a predicted model, not a curated record. The coding region runs from base 125 to 2569 and encodes 814 amino acids.